UUGAAGUCCACAAGUCUUAAAGGGACCAAGGUUGGAGACCCCUGCCCUAGAACAGCAACAUCUGCCUAUCUUAAGUCCUCGGGAAGGGCUCGAUAGGUAGACGGAAAAAUAACCAAAUCGAGCCUGAAUAUCUAGCCGACUGUGCUACGAACCGUAUCCUCAACUUGCGACCGCAAUGGAGGACAAAAGGUCGUCAAGCAAGAAAUUUGUGGCUCCAGCCGCAUCUUACGACUCGUCUUGCUUAAGUGACUGAUUGUAGCUGUUAAGUUAGCAACAACGCUACCUGCAAAGAGACCCCCAAACAUGGCCACGGACCCAGACGGGGAAAACGGUGCCGAAAUCAACCAUGGCAACGACCUCCCCGUGGGAGCAGGCAAGCCCAAUUGGGGGACCGCCCUUCACUCCCUGACUCCGGCGGAGGAUGCUCAGUGGAAGGCCGUUUUCCACGAGCGUGUCCAGCCACGGGCUUUGGAUCUGCAGGGCAUCAAGAUGAAGAGACUGCAGAAGAAAACCCUCCAGCAGAAGAAGAUGGAAAAGGAAGACCCGCCGGAUAGCUUGUCCCAGGAUUGGUUCAACACUGAGUCCAUGACUCUGGAAACCCGGGCAUAUCUUCUCGAUAAGCUUCUGCCCACUUUGGUGCCCGCCGUGGAGAAGCUGUUAAAGGUGGCAGAACGGAAACAGGCGCUGGAGCCGAAGGAAUCCGAACCCUGCCCGUUUGACCCCAUGAUCUUCCUGGGCGAAUACCUGAUGAGACAUAACCCUGCCUAUGAUCUGACCGCCAAGCCCAACCCGUACGUGCGAGGGUUGAAGGCCAUCAGGGAUCAGCUGAAGGCACGCGUCCCCGACACAACCCUGCACAAACUUGCUCAGAUGAAGGACUUGGUGGAAGAAAAACGCCAUCAUAGGGAAGAUGUGGAGAACAUCAAAGCUCAAGUCAACCAACUGCGCGAGCAGGCCUUAGCCGUGCAGUUCCACGAAUGGACCCUGGAUGGCACCGGACAGCUACCGCUGGCGCUGAUCCAAAGUGCCUUGAAGUCCUUCCUGGAGGUCGUCAGCAAAAUGCCUCAGUUCAAGGACGCAGACAUCUACGCCAGGCCACUGGAAGCCACGGCAACCCCGGACUUGAAGGUGAACCAAGAGGAAUUCACAGAGUAUCUCCUUUCUUACAUCAGAAAUUUCUCCAGCGACUUGUUCCAGGAACUGCUGAAGCAUUUGCUCCAAUGUUCUCACGAUGCCCGCAACACCAUCCGACAUGACAUCUGGAGGCAGAUGUUUGUCCAGCUGUUCUUCGAUUGUGAAUACGGGCAGAUAGGACUCCUGGACAGGCUGAAGGUCUUGUCGCUCCUGGAGAAGUUCUACCAAGGCAGUUCGGACCUCGCCAAGGAGAUUUAUUGCAACCCAAGGAAAUGGCCAAUAGUUGAACUGGAUGACAUAGACCUCACGGAGUUUUGGGGUGACCUGGAACCUGACGAUGAAGAGGAGCCUCCAGAGGACCUAUCCUCCCCUGAGCGUACCUUAUCUGAGGAAGCCACCUUCCUCAACACGGUCCUCAAAGACAUACUUUCCGAUGAGAAAAUAGCUCUCGGCACCGACGAAGAACCAGCAAUCAAUGAGCUAGAAGAAGCUGGGUUGGAGCAGCAGGUCAGCCCGCCAGAAGCAAGGGCCGAAGACGCUCUUACAAUGACCGCCCAAGACCAAGAAAGUCAAGCGGAAAAACCUCAAGCGGGAACGCCAGUUGCUGAGCUGGAACCCCAAGGAGCAGAGACUCCAGAGGAGGACCUUCCAGAAGCUACCACAGAACCCACCUCUGAAGAAGUGGAGAGACCUACUGGGGAAGAAGCUGCUCCAGAAGACCAUCCCGCCACACCACUUCAGGCCAUUUUGGAAGGAGAAGAAGCAGCUGAGGAAAUCAGACCAGAAGAGGACCUCCUGGCUUCGCCCUCCCAGGUUGCAAUCCGGGUGCAGGAGAUCUUGGACGACAAGGAAGGGUCAACCCCAAGAUCUCCCUUGGUGGAGAAGGACCUUGCUGCCAAGGGAACGGAGGCAGAAGAGGCAGGUGUGCAGGAAGAGCCGGAAGAAACAACAGAACCUGGAACGGAGGCAGGAGGGCAGGAAAAGCCGGAAGAGAAAGGAGAACCUGGAACGGAGGCAGAGGAGACAGGUGGACAGGAAAAGGCAGAAGAGAAAGCAGAGCCAGAUCUCCAAAGACCACCCGGCCCCAAGGACCAGGCGGCUACAGGAAGAGAGAAACCACCGGAAACCUUGGUUACAAAAGUGCCCUCGGUGGCCCCCGGCCAAGCCGGCCUUCACUGGCCCCCUGGCCAAGCCAGCUUGGAGAGGACCCAAGGACCUCAGCGCGUCUACGGGGAGGUCUGGUCAGGGAGCUUCCAAGCGGCGGACCUGACCUUCAAAUACGCGGAUUACGGCAAGGAGAUCCGGGAGGAUUGGAACAAAGAAGACUCCAGGUUUUCAGACCUGCGCCUGGGCAUGCUGGAAAUCCAGGCGCGGGGCCCCCCGGCCUCCCUCAGCCCCUAUGAGAAGCAUUCCCUCAACCUGCCCCAGUUCGUGCAGCUGAUGGAGACCUUUGUGGGCGACGGGGCGUCUCUGCCGAGGUUGAAGAAGCUCACUGAGUUCGUGAAGAGGGGAUACCUGCUGACCGAGGCUCAGAAGUUCAGCCAGCUGGAGAAAGUUCAUCAGUCAUCCAUGUUGGUCCGGAAGCAGCUUCUCACCGCAGCCCUAUUUGAGAAGUGGGACAACGAAUCUUCGGGCUUCAUAGAGAUGAACGAGGUAGACGCCGUCCUCAGCACCUUUAAGGAAGGCAUGGAGGAAGAGGCCUUGACCAAAGCUAAGAUGCAGCUUCCCUUCCCCACCUGGCACCCCAGCGGGAUCGUGAAGUUAACGCAGAAAGACUUCCAAAUCUACAUCGAGCUGGUGGUAUCCGAGCUGACCGGAACUGAAGACGAGGUGCUGGACAACAUUGUGGAGUUCCUGAUGAUGGCCGUGGGGCGCACCCACCUGGAACGGUUGCGAGGGAACGCGCGGCGCAAGUGGCUUCUCCGGAUCGAACACACGGCCAUGACCGGCGGAGGGUGCAUGGAGCCCGUCUACCAGGAGGUCUUCAAGGCUCUCUCCAAGGACACUGAUGCCCAUGGAGACAAGAAGAAAGUCAGCGCCUACAUCGCCCUUCUGGAAUACAACGUCAUUGCCCCUGAGCGGGGAGACAUUCUCCUCCGCUAUGUGGCUUGCACGGGGCAGCCUUAUCUCCUCAACCAGAUCCUUUUCAUGGAUAUGCCGGGAGUCAGCUUUGCAGCCGCCUUGGACGACAAGCCCAUCCACGUCCCCCGAGUUCAGCUGCAUGGGAAUAUCCACUUCUGGAACCCAGAUCGCCCCAAAGAAGAGCAGAGGGGCUCCUUCCUGGUGCUGCCGCUGGAAGAUGUCCGGAGAAGAGUCUUUGGCAUCCUCGGGCUGGACACCCUCCAGGACAAGAACGAAAAAACCAUCUUCGUCCCCCACGAGAUCCGUUACUACCAGGGGCUCGCACACUCCUUCAGCAAAGCCUACCAUCACAUCCGCACCCAGCAAAGCCUGCUACAGGUUCUCCUGGCCGGGGUGCAGUGGCUCUCGGGCCGUGCCCCGGGCCUUCAAAGCAUCACCGCCUACUUCGUGGAACCUGGAGAGACCCGGAUGCACGACUACAAGUUGCGCAAAGCCCUGGACUCAGAUUUGAAAGGGGAGGUGGAAGUCCAUGCCCCACCAGCCCCAACAGUCACCAGGAAAGAAGAAGCCUUCAAAGAUUACCUGUUCAAGAGCGUGGACUGUGCUCUGGUGGUCACUCAACGCCUCUACGGGGAAAACCACGUUGCGGUGCCACUGAGGAACACAGCCGGUGAAGCUAUCAUGGUGCUGGAUCUCAACCUUGGACCCAGGCAGCAGCUGUCGCCUUGCGCGCACAAGGACCUGCAGAAGAUGCUGAAGAUGGCCCAAGCCGCCACCCACGAGAUCCUGAAAGAGGAUUCCGGAGAUCUGGAACCAUAUUACGUCUUGGAGGCAGAAUAUGUUGGGGAUUGGCGGCGCGGAGGCGUCCUCUUCUACCGCUUCUUGCUGCAGGACCUGCAAAACUGCAUCUGGAACCUUGACCCCUGGACCUCCUUUGGCGACAUCCGAUCCAUGGAGAAACCGCCGGCCCUCGUCCACAUCAUCUUGAAAUGCGUGGUGCUUAUUUUAUACCCGCAGUGGGCCGGCACAGAGGAGGUGGAGCGUUGGAGCACCUGCAUACAGAAACUCGACGGAGAACUUAUUGAAAACAUUUGCUACUUCGACCCAACGGCUUCUUACGUGGAGGUCCGUCCGGAGGUUCUGUACAGCUGCCUCCAAGGUGCACGUCGGAAAGCGGUCUGGAGGUUCGGCUCGGCUCCGUUAGAGUACCUUUACAACUGGGCGUGCGCCUGCCUGUCCUUGAUCGAAAUGGCCAAGAAGCUAAAGCAUCGCGACAGUCUGGCCAACUCGGCUUCGGCCCUUUUAACGCCCACGCUUUCUCAGUCCAUCCGGUCGUCGCAGAUUUCGACUCUCCGGUCCAUCUCUUUUUCCUACCCGCUCAAUCCAAGCUGGGCCCCAAGUUCGUAGCAUUCGUUGAACGUGCAGCGCCUCAUUUCCCAGGCGGGAGUUAUAGUUCUCGUCUGUAAUUCUGAAACGUUUCAAUAGGGGGAGGGAGAGAGAGAAUUGGGGUACAAAGCAGGGAGGUUCAAAACCAGCCAGGUUCUUGCAACCCACAAAGUUCAGAGUUAAAAGGGGAGGGGCACUUCACAAAAGAUUGACAAAUAAGCGCCUUAUUUCCCAGGCGGGAGUUAUAGUUCUUGCCUGUAAUUCCAAAACCUUUCAAUAGGUGGCGAGAGACAGAGAGAGAAAACUGGGGUACAAAGCAGGAAAGUUCAAAACCAACCAGGUUCCUGCAACCCACGGAAUUUACAAGGGUGGGGGGGCUUCACAAAAGAUUUCCACCCUGUAGCAUCUUUUGAGGAAUUAUUCCAAUAGAAUAAAGAGGAAAAAAAAAGGGGGCGCCUUCCCCUUACUCCCCGACUCAUUCGGUCCCCCCCCCCACCAAGAAAUAACAAGUUUUCCCAUUGGCCGGUUGCCGAAGAGGACAACGCCGUUCCCGCUAUCUUCGGAAGCAUCAUCGUUUUUAAUA
This is a messenger RNA of Ahaetulla prasina, 5185 nucleotides long. It is a transcript of the gene EFCAB5, whose product is annotated as EF-hand calcium binding domain 5. The record is from RefSeq and is a predicted model, not a curated record. Lineage: Eukaryota; Metazoa; Chordata; Lepidosauria; Squamata; Colubridae.